This is a messenger RNA of Penicillium soppii, 768 nucleotides long. RefSeq lists its product as uncharacterized. NCBI's taxonomy places the organism in Eukaryota, Fungi, Ascomycota, Eurotiomycetes, Eurotiales, Aspergillaceae. Gene Ontology annotation, biological process: regulation of transcription by RNA polymerase II. The coding region runs from base 1 to 768 and encodes 255 amino acids. The record is from RefSeq and is a predicted model, not a curated record. Gene Ontology annotation, molecular function: DNA-binding transcription activator activity, RNA polymerase II-specific. The transcript has a single exon.
AUGGACGCACUGCUGGCCCUUACGUCACUACAUAUGGCCAGCGAACUCGAGAUAGACAAUCCAGAAAGAGCAGAGCUUUUGAGCGAUGCACUACAUUAUCAGAGCAGGACAUUCCCUGCAUUUCGUGCAGAACUUGAAAACAUCUCACCCAUCAAUUGUGAUGCGCUUUUUGCGUGCUCUGUGCUGAUGAUGGCUUGUACUGUCGUUUCCCCAUCGCUGGAGAUCAAGGCCAGUGAAAAACCAGAAAUCAAAGGGAAGGUGCCCACUGACUUGAAAUCACUAUUUCACCUCGUGAAAGGAAUUCACUCUAUCAUUGAUCAGGCACGUCCGUCGCUUGAUAACGGAUCGUUCAGGUUUAUCAUCCAACCCUAUUCGGGGGCUGAUCCGACCUUCCUAUCAACCGAAGAGGGUUUACUACCUCCAAGUUUAAGAAAGCUUUGCGGUGCUAUGGAUGCGCCACCACACCAUACAUAUCGCCACGCUGUUGAUACACUCGAACACUGUGCGAUAGCAGAAGGGAUGGUAAUUCCUUGGAUAGUUAUGGCUGGUACCGACUUUGUCGAACAAGUUGAAAAUCAAGAGCCUCUGGCUUUGUUAAUAUACAUUUCCUGGGGGGCUCUAUUGGGACGCCUCGAGGAAAUGUGGUGGGCUAAAGUGGCGGGCAAGACCAUCGUACAAAGCCUUGCUGAAGACAUUGGGACUGAAAAUGAGGAAUGGGGCAAAGUUGUGAGAUGGGCAAAAAGCACGGCACGGAUAGACACUAUAUGA